This is a messenger RNA of Geodia barretti, 2766 nucleotides long. The record is from the annotation of a GenBank genome assembly. NCBI's taxonomy places the organism in Eukaryota, Metazoa, Porifera, Demospongiae, Tetractinellida, Geodiidae.
UACGUGCAGGACGGAGGUCGUUCGUACGGAUUCAUUUAGCGCAUGCGCAAAAAGCUCGCUACGGCGUGAUCAUCAGAGCGUUCCACCCUUCUGUGCUUCGCUCUGCGGCUCCUGUGCUGCCAUGGCGUUCAUGUGGACGUGGCUGAUGGAGGCUCCGGGCUACGUGGACCGCUCUCCGCUGUUUCCCAACCCCCUUGUCUGCCUCCGAGACAUGUCACAGAGCGCUGCUGGCGAGGUUUUCGAGCGACUGCCGUGGAAUGGAGUGGAGACGUGGCUGAGAGAGACGUUUGAGUGGCUCUACCUCUCCUGGUACAUGGACUGGGGACUCGUCAUGCAGACUGUGGGACUGGCUGUGGUCCUCACUGCCAUACGGAUGGUACUCAACUCCCUACUCUUCAAGCGUAUUCCAAAGUGGGUGGACAUGAACAAGGACGGGACGGACAAGCUCCCGGAGAGUCUGUGGAAGGUCAUCAUGUACAGCAUCACCUGGAGCUGGGCCAUCUACCUCAUUGCCACUGAGAACUACUUCGUGGACCUCAAGACUCACUGGGAAGGAUGGACACCUGGAGAAGCUGUUGAUAACUCUCUUCGCUGGCUCUAUAUCCUACAGAUUGGGUUCUAUCUUCAUUUUGCCUAUGGCACUGUGUAUAUGGACACUGUUCGUCAGGAUUUCGUGGUCUUGAUACUGCACCAUGCUCUCACCAUCGCCCUCCUCCUCUUCUCGUACACCGUCAGGUUCCACAAGAUAGGACUGUUGGUGCUGUUUCUACAAGACUUUGGAGACGUAGUGCUGGAGUUUGCCAAAAUCUCCGUCUAUUUCAAGGAGAGGGGAGGAAGGGAGUACGUGGUGCCAGAGUACUUUGCCAACUUCUUCUUUGCCAUUUUCACUCUCCAACAUGUGCUGUUCAGACUGUACUGGUUCCCGACUAAAGUGAUGUACUCCUCCAUGCAUGUGUCAGUGGUAGUCUACCCCGGAGGUCCGUUCUACCUCCCCUUCAAUCUCAUGCUCCUGGCUCUCUAUGCCAUGCAGGUGUAUUGGUUCAAGUUCAUAGUCCGUGUGCUGGUGAGGAUCCUAGUCCAUGGUGAUAAGGUCAACGACAGCAGAGAAGAUGAAGAAAAAGACAAGAACACCAAAUCUAAAAAACAGAACUAACAUUCACUCCGGUCCGAGAAUCUUAUGCACCAAUGAAAAUGCUAUGUUGUAUGUUAUACACUUGCCUAUAGUAUAGCCGCGCCCAAAAUUUUAUAUUAUUGGGGGUGUUGUGCGCAUGCGCCUAACGCGGUCAGCCGAUCGCUCGCGCUCGCUAUAUCGCCCCCAAGCGACAAGAAGUGUCCCUGACCUAGAUCGCUGCACAGGAUCUGGACAAGCUAGUGCCCGCGUCAACAGUGCUUCGUCCUUCAUUCCCUCCGUCCCUCGCCCAGGUUCAAACAUGAGGAACCCGUACACGCUGGUGAACGUGACGAUAGAGCGAUCUCCGCUCUUCCCCAACCCCGUCACGUGUAUCAGUGACAUGUCGGGGAUGCUGGCGAGCGAGCUGGUGCGCAGAAGUCCGUGGGGUGCAUGGGGUCAGUGGCUGAGCGAGACACGGGACUCCUUGGAGUUGUCUGUGAACUUUGACCCCGGCAUGAUCCUGUGGGCCACUCUGAUAUGUGUGGUGUUGACGUUGAUGAGAGCUGCGCUCAACAGACGAGUGUUUACCCCGCUGGCCAAGAGCUACAAACUGACUGAUGAGAGCGUCAAUAAAUUGCCAGAGAGCAUCUGGAAAUGUUCCGUGUACCUCAUCACCUGGUGCUGGUCGGCCUACAUCACAUAUGACCUCGAUAUAUUGGCCGACCUGGGUUCCCACUGGAGCACCUGGUACCCAGGGAGACCGGUGGAGAGCAGUAUAUACUGGCUGUUCACAUUUGAAGUGGGGUUCUACAUCCACUACACCUACGGCAUGCUGUUCCUGGAGGCUCGCAGGAAAGACUUCACGGUCCUGAUACUCCAUCAUAUCCUAACUAUCGCUCUCAUUGUCGGCUGCUACUCCGUCAGGUUCCACAUCAUUGGGGUGUUACUCAUCUUCAUCCACGAUAUCGGAGACGUGUUCCUGGAGGGGUCAAAGUCCAUUCUCUAUUUCAAGGAGCAGGGCGGGAAGGCUGUUCACUGGGUGGUGACAUGUGCCAACAUUGGCUUCCUCUUGUUUGCUACUGAAUACUUUCUCUUCAGGAUCUACUGGUUUGUAACAAAGGCUCUCUACUCCGCCCUCUACAUCUGUCUCCUAGUCUACCCAAACGGACCGUUCUACCUUCCCUUCAACCUCAUGUUACUAGCCCUGCUUGCCAUGCAGAUCUUUUGGUUCUCACUGAUAAUCAAGCUACUGGUGAAAGUCUUGUUCCUCAAAGAGGAGCUAUCAGAUGUUCGUGAUAUCAAGAAUGAAGAGGGAGAGAGUGAGGCCGCGACUCUUCACGUAAACGGUGGUACAAAAACAGCAAAACUAAACGGAUCCUCAAAAGCGCAUGAAGAUAAGAAGAAGAAAUGAUUCAUGUGACUAUUGAAGUGGGAUUUCACACACAUUUUAGCAAAUUACACAAUUCACACUAAACUUUUGCCAUGAAAUUGUACAUUCUUUUGCAGUAUUAUUUUAGGCUUCCUUUCCCCGUUAAUGCAUGGCCAGUAGUAUUGCAUGUGUAAGAAGCCUCUCAACAUAUUAUUUCAGAAUUACCAACUUUCGUAUACACAAUUGCCCUAUGUGUACAUUACCAUUUCUGGUGCGUACAUAGGAG